GGGCCGUUGCAACUUUUUUUUUUUUGUGCUUCCCUCACUAACUAACCAGCAGCAAAUCUACCGCCCACCCGUCCUCGUAGAUCAGCGACAUCGCGAGACGCCGACAAGAUGGGUAUCGAUCUCAAGAAGCACCACGUGCGCAGCACGCACCGCAAGGCCCCCAAGAGCGACAAUGUCUACCUGAAGCUCUUGGUGAAGCUUUACCGCUUCCUGGCCCGCAGGACCGACUCCAGCUUCAACAAGGUUGUCCUCCGCCGCCUCUUUAUGUCGCGCACCAACCGCCCUCCCGUCUCCCUGUCGCGCAUCGCAGGCAACCUGAAGAACGGCAACGAGAAGAAGACCGUUGUCGUUGUCGGCACCGUCACCGACGACAACCGCCUGGUUGAGUGCCCCAAGACCCAGGUCGCUGCCCUGCGCUUCACUGCCACCGCCCGUGCCCGCAUCAUUGCCGCCGGCGGCCAGGCCAUCACCCUCGACCAGCUGGCUCUUGAGAAGCCCACUGGUGCCAACACCCUCCUCCUCCGUGGCCCCAAGAACGCCCGCGAGGCUGUCAAGCACUUCGGCUUCGGUCCCCACAAGCACAAGAAGCCUUACGUCCAGUCCAAGGGCCGCAAGUUCGAGAAGGCCCGUGGUCGCAGACGAUCGCGUGGUUUCAAGGUCUAAAUGGCCUUGCUCACCUCUUUCGGGGUCUCUUUUUGUUUUUAUUCAAUGGGCUUGUUACUGCUGGCUGUUCUCGUGGGUUGACGCAAGAAAACGAUAUCCAUGUUGUCUCUUACGGUCGUCUUUGGGGACUCUUUAGUCAGUACUCUCAAACAACAGGAGUUUGCAUGGGUUUCGGCGUGGAAAUGGGCAACAAAAGAAUAUUCAUGAGCUUUCGGAAUGCAAAUAUGAAAUUGAGAUGCCCUGAGGCCCUUGAAUCUUAUACUAU
This is a messenger RNA of Pyricularia grisea, 928 nucleotides long. RefSeq lists its product as uncharacterized. Gene Ontology annotation, molecular function: RNA binding; structural constituent of ribosome. Gene Ontology annotation, cellular component: ribosome; cytosolic large ribosomal subunit. The transcript has 4 exons. NCBI's taxonomy places the organism in Eukaryota, Fungi, Ascomycota, Sordariomycetes, Magnaporthales, Pyriculariaceae. The coding region runs from base 109 to 663 and encodes 184 amino acids. Gene Ontology annotation, biological process: translation. The record is from RefSeq and is a predicted model, not a curated record.